Molecule: messenger RNA, 1476 nt
Organism: Penicillium taxi
Lineage: Eukaryota; Fungi; Ascomycota; Eurotiomycetes; Eurotiales; Aspergillaceae
Product: B-type cyclin nimE
Exons: 3
Coding region: 1-1476 (491 amino acids)
Biological process (GO): G2/M transition of mitotic cell cycle; regulation of cyclin-dependent protein serine/threonine kinase activity
Cellular component (GO): centrosome; cyclin-dependent protein kinase holoenzyme complex; nucleus
Molecular function (GO): cyclin-dependent protein serine/threonine kinase regulator activity
Source: RefSeq, a predicted model, not a curated record
AUGCCUCCGCCUUCCCGCAUUCUCCGCACUCGCGCCGUUAUGAACGAGAACAUUGAGCCCGCUGCGGCCGCUACGACGCGUGUUACCCGCGCUAAGGCUGCUGCCACCGACGGCGGUAUUGACGCGAAGAAGACAAAACGAUCAGCUACGACUGCCGGAACGACCCGUCGUCGCCCCCUUGAAGAUCGGAGCAAUGUUAGCAAAGCUGGUAUCAAUGACGUGAAAGAUGGAAAGAAGACUGCAGCUGGCAAGGCUGGUCUAGCCUCGAAAGCUACCACUGCCAAGGUCUCUGCUCAAACUGGAGGUGUUCAGAAGCUGAGCCGAACCUCGUCGCGCAAUGCACUCGGCUCCCGUACCGCCAACAAGCCCGAGAUCAAGAGCCCCAACCGGUCGGGCAGUGGAGCUGGUGCUAUCAGCGGCAGCGGCCGCAAGCGUAUAUCAAAGUCUGACAAUGAUGACUCUGUCCAGGCUGAGGAGCCUCCUCUCAAGAAGUCUACCCACAACAAGACUUUGGCUGCUUUUGAGAAGAAGGCCGCGGAGGCACAGGCCGCCUACGAGGCCGCCAAGCUCGACGCUAAUAUCGUGGAUGAAGAGGUGGACGAAGCCACUGUGCCUGAUCUUGAUGCGGAGGAUCUCGAAGAUCCGUUGAUGGUCGCCGAAUAUGUUGUAGAGAUCUUUGAUUAUCUGCAGGAACUCGAGAUGACUACCCUCCCCAACCCCGAAUAUAUCGACCACCAGCCCGAUCUCGAGUGGAAGAUGCGCGGUAUCCUGGUUGACUGGUUGAUUGAAGUCCACACUCGUUUCCGCCUGUUGCCGGAGACUCUGUUCCUUGCUGUGAACAUCAUCGACCGAUUCCUUUCCGCUGAGGUGGUCGCCUUGGACCGUCUGCAGCUCGUCGGUGUCACUGCUAUGUUCAUUGCGUCAAAGUAUGAGGAAGUUCUUUCGCCCCAUGUUGCAAACUUUAGUCACGUCGCCGACGAGACUUUCUCUGACAAGGAGAUUCUUGAUGCUGAGCGCCACGUCCUCGCUACACUCCAGUACAACAUCAGUUAUCCUAACCCGAUGAACUUCCUUCGUCGUAUCUCGAAGGCCGACAACUACGACAUUCACACUCGUACUCUCGGCAAGUACUUGAUGGAGAUCAGCCUCCUUGAUCACCGUUUCAUGCCUUUCCCCCAGAGCCAGAUUGCCGCUGCCUCCAUGUAUCUAGCCCGCCUCAUCUUGGAUCGCGGUGGCUGGGAUGCCACCCUCACUCACUACGCCGGUUACACCGAAGAAGAGAUCGACCCUGUUUUCCGCCUCAUGAUCGAUUACCUCCAUCGCCCUGUCUCUCACGAGGCAUUUUUCAAGAAAUAUGCGAGCAAGAAGUUCUUGAAGGCUUCCAUUCUGACCCGUUCUUGGGCCAAGAAGUACCACCACAUCUACGCUACCGAGGAUUCUUACACCUACACCAAGGAGCAUGAGCACGAGCAGUAG